Messenger RNA from Branchiostoma belcheri (Belcher's lancelet), 2879 nucleotides. Its product is annotated as vacuole membrane protein 1-like. The transcript is spliced from 13 exons. Lineage: Eukaryota; Metazoa; Chordata; Leptocardii; Amphioxiformes; Branchiostomatidae. The record is from RefSeq and is a predicted model, not a curated record. Bases 14 to 1474 code for a protein of 486 amino acids.
AGAAUGUUCCAACAUGGCGACCCGCGGCAGAUCAUCGAACCACAUCGUCACCGGUGAACAAAACGGGAAGUUUGUUGCCCCAAAAUACUCCUCCAGAACGGUUGCUUGGCUCAGGAAGGAGCUCAGGGCCCGGGGACUCUCCACAACUGGGCUAAAAGUUGAUCUGGUGGCAAGGCUUGAGGAAGCGGAUAAGAGCAUGUCCCACACAGUGAACGACGUCCAUGUCAGGAGAGGACAACUUGUGGACGGGGAGGCCGUCAAGUCUCAGGAGGAAAUCGUCACAAACGCAGGGAGUGAAAAGAGCAGGACUGCUAAGGAAGAAGCGGCCCUGAAACAUCAGCGAGAGAUGGAGAGACGAGAGCGAGAACAGAUCGUCCUAUGGAGAAAACCUUUGACAACCUUACAGUACUUUACCCUGGAGACUGCCAUACUGUUCCAUGGGUAUCUCAUCAGGCUGUGGGAGAACAAAGGAAAGGUGCUGAUCAGUGUCCUCCUGACUUUGUUACUUGUCUGGCUGUACCAUACUCCUGGGGCUCACCAACAGUAUGUAGUAUUGAUGGAGAAGAAGCUCCACUGGUGUGCGUACUGGGUCUUCCUGGGUAUCCUGUCUUCAGUAGGGCUGGGCACAGGUCUACACACCUUCCUACUAUAUCUGGGUCCUCACAUAGCCCAGGUAACCAUGGCUGCGUAUGAGUGUUACUCAGUCGACUUCCCAGAACCGCCAUAUCCAGACCAAAUCAUCUGUCCAGAUGAGACAGAGGGAACACCCAGUAUAUGGGCCAUCAUUGCAAAGGUUCGACUGGAGGCCUGUAUGUGGGGUAUAGGAACAGCCAUUGGUGAGCUCCCGCCAUAUUUCAUGGCCAAAGCGGCGCGGUUAUCUGGAGAUGACCUGGAUGAGUUUGAUGAUGAUGAGUUGGAGGAGUUUGAGGAGGUCCAACAUGCCAGGGAAGCUGGAAACCUCGCCCAGCAGGCCUGGAGCACAAGAGUUAAAGUUGCUGUCACCAAGCUGGUGGAGAGAGUCGGCUUUGUGGGCAUCCUGGCCAUGGCUUCGAUCCCCAACCCCCUGUUUGACCUGGCUGGAGUGACCUGUGGUUAUCUGCUGGUUCCCUUCUGGACUUUCUUCGGUGCUACCUGUAUUGGCAAGGCUGUCAUCAAGAUGCACAUACAGAAAAUUUUCAUCAUCACCAUCUUCAGUGAACAUCAUAUAGAAACUCUUGUGAACCUCAUAGGGCAACUUCCCAAGAUCGGACCGUCUUUAACAGCACCAUUCCAAGACUUCCUGGAGAAGCAGAAGAAGAAAUUCCACAUCAAGCCUGGCACAAAUGUACCCUCAGAGACCAACUGGCUGUCUUAUGUCUUUGAGAAAGUCCUGAUCCUGAUGAUUGCAUACUUUGUCCUGUCCAUUGUGAACUCCACGGCACAGAGCUACCACAAACGCAAGUCAAAGGAAAACCACCACAAGCAAAAAGUUUAGCCUAGGGACUAGUAAAGUACCAGAAAUCACAAACAUUUAAUGGCAAAUUAUUAUGAGCGUACUACCAAGGCAAUAGUUUACCUGCUACCUUGUUUCGUAGGUUCACCUCUUGAAGUGUGUUGUAAAAUUACUCAAAAUAAAACUGAUCGCUUUAAAUGAAAACUGGCCUGGAUACAUACAACAAGCAAUGUGAUUUUUUAAAAGUCAAAUAUCUCAGUCAGGAACCACAAUACUUGCGACAGAAAACCACAAUAUUAUAGAAGGAUGCAUACUUAUAAAUAUCAGGGAUUGACUCGGAAAUGAUUUUCCAAAUUCAAAGUUACCAGUGUUGAAUGGUAGAUUGAAACUUUAGUUUUGGGUCCAAACAAUAGUAGACAAGACUGUAGUGUAAUUUCAGGUUGGUAUCAAGUGGUGUAGGUUGGAGGGUAGCUGUAACAUUUGUAGCCUGAAAUAUUUCUUCUAAGUUUUCUAAAGGUUACAGAUAAUACACAAAGAUGACAAGGUCUUCUAGUAGAAGCUUUCAGUCCAUUUUAGCCAUAUUUACUGUAGCUUUAAAACAUUUUUGAAGCUGUUCCAGAAAAAGUGGAGACAAACUUCCCAAGAGCUCAAAAUAGUAGAUUGAAAGUAUAUGGAUGGCAGGUCAUCAUAAUCAUUCAAUGACAUCCAAUUUGUCAUCUUCAAUUUUUGCCAUAUUUCUACCUUGAAUAUCAUUACAGAAUUCCAGCACUUAUCUUUAAAUAACUAGUUUUGCUCCCUGUAUAUGUGCAAUUUUUAAUGAUCUUUCUUUGGUGUUGAGAAGGAAGGGGAAGUUUGGUCGAAUUGUAGCAGUAUUGUUAUUGACAUAUCUGUUAUAUACAUGUAUUUAGUACCAGUCAGUGAAUAAUUUCAAUCAGUUAGUAUAUUAUACAUUUUGUAGAUCAUAGGAGUUCCUUGCACACUACCAAAACAUUUUCAGGUAUAGAAGUUCGUAGUUCUCACUAGGCUAUUUGAGCAUAGGGUCCCUUAUGCUGCGAUUUGGACACCCUACACUGUCUUUCAACUGACGUAGGGGUGCUUUUUGGGGGAGAACCUUGAUAAAAAUUAAACUUUAGAAAGUUAUAACAACUGGAAAACAUAGCAAGCAAUAGUUUUUCAGAGAGAAUACCAGACCCCCUGCUGUGGUCAUGUCUUUUGGACUCAAUGUGCAACAGGCACCACAGAAAGUUGCCCUUCUGUACCUGAUCCCUACGGCUGUGAAAAAAUCCUGGUGAGAACCCUGAAGUUGGUUAUGUGCACAAUAACUACAAGACAUAUUAUAUUAAAUUUUGGUACAUACCAGUGUUGUUCUAACCAUUUUAAGUCAUGGUAACAAAGAGUAUGGAGAAAAAUGAGAUGCUCUCAGGCUCACUUACUGUGCCAAAUAACU